AUGAAGGCCAUAAGAUUUCUCAGUUCUUGUUCCAUGAUUUUGGCAAUUCUAGGCCAGCCUGUCAGUUCAAAUGUUUGCUCGACUGUAACCCCUCGUGUCCGUAAAGACUGUUUCCCAGAACCUGGGGCUUCUGAACUGGAAUGCCUGGCCAGGAAUUGCUGCUGGGCUCCAGAUAAUACUCCAGGCAUCCCAUGGUGUUUUCAGAAACUGGAUUCGUGUUCUGUGCUUCCUGCCUCUGAAAGAAUUGACUGUUAUCCAGACUCAGGGGCAAAUAAAAUUUCCUGUGAAAACCGUGGAUGUCACUGGUGUCCCACUAACCAUACCUCUGUCCCAUUUUGCUUCUAUAACUCCAAAGAAGAAGCUGAAUGCAUCGCAAAAUUUCCUAUUAAUAAGCGCAUUGACUGUUAUCCUCAACCUGGAGCUACUCAAGAAGCCUGUGAAGCUAAAGGCUGUUUCUGGUGUACUACAAACCUUGCCAAUGUACCCUGGUGCUUUUAUUCAGCAGAUGGUCCAUAUGGCUACUAUUUAAAGAGUGAACCUCAAAAGAUAGCUCAAGGAUGGAGGGUAUUACUGAGCAAACGUGACACUGUAACCUUGUUUGGAGAUGACAUUUCCCCAGUUGCAAUGGAUAUAGAAUAUCAUACCAAGGAUAGGAUUCGAUUUAAGAUUUAUGAUCCUUCUAAUGAACGAUUUGAAGUUCCACUCAAUAUUGAUUCUCCCCCAUUUGCAGCUGAAGACCCCAACUAUGAGGUUGAGUUUAUAAAUGAUGCAUUCCUAAAAUUAAGGAUAAUAAGACAAAGUACAGGGACAGUCUUAUGGGAAACCACUUUUGGAGGCCUGGUUUUUUCUAACCAGUUUCUUCGAAUAAAGGCCAUUAUUCCAUCCUCUACAAUCUAUGGAUUUGGAGAACAUGAACAUUCAUCCUUUAAACAUAACAUGAAUUUUGUUAAAUAUGGAAUGUUUUCUCGAGAUCAAUCACCAGCUUUUGGCAAUCUCUAUGGAGUUCAUCCUUUUUAUAUGUGCAUAGAGCAUGAUUUCAAUGCUCAUGGUGUUCUCUUCCUGAAUUCCAAUGCCCAAGAUGUCACUUUGAGCCCAAAUCCUUCUAUAACAUUCCGGACCAUUGGAGGAAUACUUGACUUCUAUAUGUUUAUGGGCCCCACGCCUGAAAAUGUUAUCCAGCAGUACACAGAGGCUAUUGGGAGACCAUUUAUGCCUCCAUACUGGUCUCUGGGAUUCCACCUGAGUCGAUGGGGCUAUAAUAAUCUAGAAGUGCUGCAGGAUACACUUGAGCGUUUAAAAGAAUUUGAUGUUCCUCAAGAUGUUCAAUAUGGUGAUAUCGACUACAUGGAUCGUCAGUUGGACUUCACGUAUGAUAAAAGUAAUUUUUUUAAUUUGCCUCAGUAUGUUAAGGCACUGAAAGAAGAAGGAAUACGUUACGUUAUUGUUUUGGAUCCCUUUGUGACAAAAGAUGAACCACCAGGCUCUUAUAAGCCUUAUGACCUUGGGCAGGAAAUGGGAAUAUGGAUCAAUAACUCCGAUGGAUUCACACCAGCUGUUGGCAAGGCUUGGCCCCCAGGAAACUCAGUUUUCCCAGACUUCACCAACCCAUUAACAACAGAAUGGUGGAUCCAGCUGUGCACUGAUUUUAAGAAGAUCAUUGAUUAUGACGGGAUAUGGAUUGAUAUGAAUGAACCAACCAAUUUUGGAACAGGACAGAAGCAAGGAUGUGCACUGAAUAAUCUGAAUAACCCACCAUAUGUGCCUGAUAUUACUAAUAGAAAUUUGGCUGAGAAAACGUUAUGCCCUGAUUCAAAGACUUACCUGGGACAUCAUUAUGAUACCCAUUCUCUUUUUGGUUGGUCACAAGCAAAAUCUACUUUUUAUGCUGUCCAGAAUGCAACAGGAAAGCGUGGAUUUGUUGUCAGUCGGUCAACAUUUGUUGGAAGUGGGAAAUACUCUGGCCAUUGGCUGGGUGAUAACUAUUCACGUUGGAAAGAUUUGCAUAUGUCAAUCAUUGGCAUGCUAGAAUUUAAUCUCUUUGGGAUUCCAUACGUCGGAGCUGAUAUAUGUGGUUUUAAUGAAGAUACAAAUUAUGAGCUUUGCCUGCGCUGGAUGCAAGUAGGAGCCUUUUACCCAUAUUCCAGAAACCAUAAUUCACUUGAAAGCCAGGAACAAGAUCCUGGUGUGUUUGGACAAAAGUUUGCUACAGCUGCCCGAACUGCUUUAUUGAUUAGAUACACACUGCUGCCUUACUUGUACACCCUCUUCUACCAUUCACAUACCAAGGGAAGUACAGUGAUUCGAGGACUGAUGCACGAAUUUACAUCAGAUCCUCAGACUCAUGAAAUUGACAAAGCAUUCCUCUGGGGUUCAUCUUUAAUGAUAGCUCCAGUUCUUACAGAGGUAAAACUUCUUAACCCUAUAUUAAUCAUUCGGGGAGGAGAUAAUGUUAAAUGCAAUCUGAAAGAAUAA
Molecule: messenger RNA, 2472 nt
Organism: Elephantulus edwardii (Cape elephant shrew)
Lineage: Eukaryota; Metazoa; Chordata; Mammalia; Macroscelidea; Macroscelididae
Product: sucrase-isomaltase, intestinal-like
Exons: 18
Coding region: 1-2472 (823 amino acids)
Biological process (GO): carbohydrate metabolic process
Molecular function (GO): carbohydrate binding; alpha-1,4-glucosidase activity
Source: RefSeq, a predicted model, not a curated record